AUUCGUGGGACCGAGUUUCAGGCAGCUGGAAUAAAGAGAGACAUCGGGGGAAAGCCGCGAGAAGGCCAGCGUCCCUGGCUGGGAGCAGAGCUAGCCGAGUAGGGCGCCCGGCUGUCAAACUGGCCGGCGCAGUGCACGCUGGGCCGCCCCGGAGCGGUCGCAGAGCCCGUCGGGAGUCGUAGUCCGGGACGGGCCCGCGGCAUUGUCCGUGACGCAGCUCGGGAUCCGGGUCGGGUUGUCGGCCGGGUUGCUGCCGGGCACCGUCGAGCGUUAGCCACCCAGCAUUGAGCUGCCAGCGGCUGUUCUCCCUAAGCACCCUCGCUCACGUCGCCUCGCCUCGCCUCGCCUGACCGGCCGCAGCCUUGGAUACCAGCCUUAAAUCGAGCCGACUACGGCCCAGCCCCGCGCGCGGCGAGGUGCGCGGGGUUCGGUGCCAGCCGCUCGCCCCUGGCCGGGCCAGCCUCUUCAUGCGCCGGGGACAGGCGCGCCCAUCCGACUCUUCGAGGGGCGGCAGGGCCCCAUCUGUGUCUUUCGCUCUCGAGCCCCCAGCUAGAGUUGGCUUCAGCGGAAUACCUACUGUGCAGGAUUAUUCAACAAGCCGAUUGAUCACAUUCUUCAGCUCUAGCAGUGCAAAGGCUUCACUGAAAAAGAACAUUACAAAUUUUUUUUGAAAGAAAUUUGGGGGAAUCCACUGAAGACCUACAUUUCCCGGAAGGUUAACAGCCCCCUUCUCAGUUUUCCUGCUGCUCCUAUCAGUGACAAAUCAGCGUAUUAGAACAUGCAUGCUGGCUGAUCAUUCUGAUCAAGUCAACAAGCUUCACAACUUACUCAGUGAGGUCGUCCGUGAGAACUUCACUGUUUUACGAGGACAGGAGCUACUUCUUUGCUGAACUGCAUCACGGUUUCAACUGCUGAGGUUUUCUUCAAGCUUUUGCAUUGUUUGGAAUGUGAAAGGCACGGCCGAGACACACUUUGAGGUUCCCACUGCAUUGUUACACCUCCCCCCUCACUUCAGGGCCAGGUAACACCAAGAAAGACGCCAUGAGAGCGAAGGCCGUUGGGUAACCGCCCUUUGCUCUCGCGCUGCGUGUCUCCCUGCCAUGAACCGCUGCAACCGGCGCUGGGAGCGGUUGAGGGCGGCGGCCAGCCUCGCGCUGGAAGCGGUUGAGGGCGGCGGCCGGCCUCGCGCUGGAAGCGGUUGAGGGCGGCGGCCGGCCUCGCGCUGGAAGCGGUUGAGGGCGGCGGCCGGCCUCGCGCUGGAACCUCGCCCACCUCAAGGCUCGUGCGGCGGCGCAUGGGGCAGGCCAGGAGCCCGCCCUAGGAGGGCCCCGCUGGAGAUGUGGAAAUGGAGGGAUGCGGCACCUGGGCGCUUCCUGGGGCCAGACAACGCCCCCUCAUUGGAACCUCCAUGACCGUGCCUCUGAGAAACCAGCGCGUCCGCAACGAUCACUCCUAAUUUUCGGAUUCCUAUCAUCUGUCUCCACGUGAUAACACUGAAGAGCCUUCACGUUGAUGCAGGCCCAGGGCCUCAAGUGCAGAGACUGAGAGCUCUGCAGGACACAGCAUGGAGCCGCCAUUCCUCUACUGGGUGGAAGAGCAUGUGUCCUCUGAACAGGGGAUCCAAGCCCUGAGAUGUUCUUUCUCAGCUGUCAGUGCGGCCCAGGACUUUCUGUGGGGAUGCUCAGACAGCAGGGGCCGGAGGACUUUUAGCCACCACCUCCCAUGGCCAGUCUUCACAAAUUACCUUUGGCUAAUUUGACUGUCUCUCCUCCUGGGGUCUAGGACUUCAAACAUGUACAGAAGCGAUUGCAGAAUUAAGACAAGACACUUCCACAAUAUAUUUUUUGUAUCACUGGCUCAGAAAAAGACUCAUUCAAAUCUUGUAUCAAAGCCACGUCUGAGAAUCUUGAGAAAGCAUCAGCUGACUGACUUGACAAGGGAGGAAGCAACCAAAAAUUCUGCGCUUCUUCAGUAUCUGAGUAUGAUAUUUUGCUUCAACAUCCCUCUUAGAUGAAGUUAUUGAUUGAAAAUCAUUUAAGUUUGCCGCAUGGUAAAAGAUCAAGUCCUCAGAAAGAUCUCCAAAGCGUUUACGGUUUGUUUUGUUUUGGUAAGUUUACCAUGAUUUUGCUUAAACUGCUCUCCGUUGAUCUUCUCAGCUAAGAUGGAGGUAGAGUUGCACAGUGGAAGAGGGCUGCAUGUAAGAAGGCAGUUCUGUCUCAGAGGACAAAAGGCCUGGGAGCACCCAGACAGUCACUGCAUGGAGGUCACUCCCCUCCCAGUGGCCACUGUGGAGACAUUUCACAGAAAUGCUUGCUGGACCAUUCAGGUUCAGAGUUGGGACAAAACCGAGAACUCAUGGGGAUAUUGGACAGGAGUUAGGAAAUGACCUUCUCACACAACUGGGGCAGUGGGGGAGAACCCUGGGCUUGAGACUUGCAAUCCACCAGUUGCCCCUGCCCCUGCCCCUGCAGUGUGGCCGCUGUUACAUUUUCCUGCAACUCUGCCUUCUUGAGUCCAAAUGUCUUCGAAAGGGGCAAAUGCUUCGUAAGUGCCGACAGGGUGUGUUUCAGUGAAUGUUUGCAGUGUGCACCGGUCUGGCUGAAGGCCUCUUCCCUUCCCCAACACCCUCCCAUCGUGCAAAAUUACCCUGCCCAGCAGGGAGUGACUUGUGUGUCUCAGAAGAUUUUGUUGCUGUGCUCUGAGUUCUCACUCCUCAUCUCCUUUGACCAGUUUCUUCUAAUACUCCCCUUGUUCACAACACAGAACAUGAGUGCUCUUUCCUGUCAUUUUGACACUAAUAAACGGACAGUGAUUCUCAGUGUGGAAAUGAGAAUGAAGUCUUUUUUAAAGACAGGCUACAAUAAUUCCCAUGCAGAGAACCACACGCGAUGACACUGGAUUCCAAACAGCAAGAACGUAUGGUGAAGAUGAGGCCAACAGUGAGCUGAGAGAGGCCAGCCAGGGUGUGUUUCAGUGAAGAUGAGAAACAAUCAGAUAACACCUGUUUCCUCCAGGAAAGAAAAUGUGGCCAGGGAAAAGAGAUGGGAGGAAGGCUGGUCAUUGCCUUUUCCACUGUGCACAGUUUGAAUUUGGAGCCGUGAAAAGUAUUGCUUGGUUAAAUUAAAAUCAUUCAAAAGAUAAAACAUAAACAUUUAACACCAGCACAGUAUGCUGGGAAACAAAAUGAAAGGAUUUCUGGUCUCGGUGCUGUAGGUCACAUAGCCACUCUUUCCUGGAUUGAGGCUUUCCAGCAAAGGGGCUGGGACGUAAGGCUGGCCUGCUGGUGUGGACAGAGAUUCCAGCAACAUGCAUGACCUGGGGGUACAAGGAUUGCUUCCUAAACAAUGAUAAGCACACAGCCACCUAAUAGUCUGGAUCGGCUGAGACCAUCCUGAUUUCAAACACCCAGUCCCCUUGCCUUCCUAAGAACCCCUGUGUUUCUCAGACUGAAAAUGUGUUUUGAAUUUUGUUCACGAAGUGAGGCCGCUGUUGAAAUUCGUCAAGACUGGGAAAGAGCCAAAGUGGGAAGGAGCAUGUGUUGACUGGCACAAAAGUAGGUCUGUUGAUAAAGAAUGGAAGUAAAGGGGCCAUCAGGUAGAAGCUUUUGCUGUGAGUCAGAAGGACAAUUUAAAAGUUGCCUAAAGAGGCACACACCGUCUCUGCUGCUGCCUUCCAGUUGGAAGGGAAACUCAGGUUCUUGCCUAAUGGCCGAAGCCCUUCACAGAAUGUCCCCCACCCCUAACAGCUGCCCACUGCCCCUCCCCCUCUGCAGAAUGUCUGGGGUCCUAUGUUCCAGGAACCUGUUUACUUUCAAACUUCCCUGUGUCAGUUGGACUCAGGAGCGUCUGGUGAGCCAGGUCACUCUCUGGGUCUUACCCUUGGCUUUUCUCAUUGCGGAAACUGCCAGACAGCGGUGGUCAGUGCCCAGCCUGAGGGGAUGGCUUCAAAUGGAGCAUACCCAGUGCUGGGACCGGGCGUGAUCGUGAACCCUGGCACCUCCCUGUCUGUGUUCACGGCUCUGCCCUUCACCACACCCGCUCCCGGCCCAGCACACGGGCCGCUCCUUGUGACUGCAGGGGUUCCUCCAGGCGGCCCUCUGGUGCUGUCUACCUUCCCCAGCACACCUCUGGUGACAGAACAGGAUGGCUGCGGCCCGAGUGGGGCCGGGGCUUCCAACGUCUUUGUCCAGAUGAGGACAGAGGUGGGGCCUGUGAAGGCCGCUCAGGCGCAGACCUUGGUCCUAACUCAGGCCCCCCUCGUCUGGCAGGCUCCAGGCGCCCUCUGCGGAGGUGUUGUGUGUCCACCUCCCCUACUCCUGGCAGCUGCUCCUGUGGUGCCUGUUAUGGCUGCCCAGGUGGUUGGGGGCACCCAGGCCUGUGAGGGAGGCUGGUCCCAGGGCCUUCCUCUUCCACCACCACCACCACCGGCUGCCCAGUUGCCCCCCAUUGUGUCCCAAGGGAAUGCUGGGCCAUGGCCACAAGGGGCUCAUGGAGAGGGCAGCCUGGCUUCCUCCCAGGCCAAGGCCCCGCCAGAUGACUCCUGUAACCCCAGGAGUGUCUAUGAGAACUUCCGACUCUGGCAGCACUACAAGCCCCUGGCCCGGAGGCACCUUCCCCAGAGUCCUGACACCGAAGCGCUUUCGUGCUUCCUCAUCCCAGUUCUCCGAUCCCUGGCCCGGCGGAAGCCCACCAUGACCCUGGAGGAGGGACUGUGGCGGGCCAUGCGGGAAUGGCAGCACACGAGCAACUUUGACCGGAUGAUCUUCUACGAGAUCGCGGAAAAGUUCCUGGAGUUUGAGGCUGAGGAGGAGAUGCAGAUUCAGAAAUCGCAAUGGAUGAAGGGGCCCCAGUGCCUGCCUCCUCCAGCCACACCGAGGCUUGAACCUCGAGGACCCCCGGCCCCUGAGGUGGUCAAGCAGCCAGUGUACCUUCCCAGCAAGGCCGGCCCCAAGGCCCCGACUGCCUGCCUGCCACCACCCAGGCCCCAGAGGCCAGAGACCAAGGCCCGCCUGCCACCACCCCGGCCCCACCGGCGAGCAGAGACCAAGGCCCGCCUGCCACCACCCAGGCCCCAGAGACCAGCAGAGACCAAGGUCCCUGAGGAGAUCCCCCCAGAAGUGGUGCAGGAGUAUGUGGACAUCAUGGAGGAGCUGCUGGGGCCUUCCCUCGGGGCCACGGGGGAGCCCGAGAAACAACGGGAAGAGGGCAAAGUGAAGCAGCCACAGGAAGAGGACUGGACGCCCCCAGACCCGGGCCUCCUGAGCUACAUUGACAAGCUGUGUUCCCAGAAAGACUUCGUCACCAAGGUGGAGGCCGUCAUUCAUCCCCAAUUCCUGGAAGAAUUGCUUUCCCCAGAUCCACAGAUGGAUUUCUUGGCCCUAAGCCAGGACCUGGAGCAGGAGGAAGGACUCACCCUUGCCCAGCUAGCGGAGAAGCGCCUCCUACCCUUGAAGGAGAAACAGCAUGCGAGGGCAGCCCCUAGUCAUGGCACAGCCCGGUUGGACUCAAGUUCUUCUAAGUUUGCAGCUGGCCAAGGAGCAGAGAGAGACGUCCCUGACCCCCAACAAGGGGUUGGCAUGGAAACCUGCCCACCCCAGACGACUGCCCGGGACUCUCAGGGACGAGGCAGAGCACACACUGGCAUGGCCAGGUCCAAAGACUCUGUUGUGCUUUUGGGAUGUCAGGAUUCCCCUGGGCUGAGGGCUGCCCGGCCAACCUCUCCUCCCCAGGACCACAGACCCACCUGCCCUGGCGUGGGUACCAAGGAUGCCUUGGAUCUCCCUGGAGGGUCUCCUGUCAGGGAGUCACAUGGGCUGGCUCAGGGGUCAAGUGAGGAGGAGGAACUCCCCAGCCUGGCCUUCCUCUUGGGUUCCCAGCACAAGCUUCUGCCCUGGUGGCUACCCCAGAGCCCUGUCCCUGCCUCGGGCCUUCUCAGCCCAGAAAAGUGGGGACCCCAGGGAACUCAUCAGUCCCCAUCUGCUGAGAGAAGAGGCCUCAACCUAGCACCUUCUCCUGACAACAAGGCCAAGAAGCGACCUCUCUUUGGAAGCCUGUCCCCUGCUGAGAAGACACCCCAGCCAGGGCCUGGGCUCAGGGUCUCUGGGGAGCAAUCCCUGACUUGGGGGCUGGGUGGCCCCUCACAGUCUCAAAAGAGAAAGGGUGACCCCUUGGUCUCCAGGAAGGAGAAGAAGCAGCAUUGUAGCCAGUAGGGGCUUCUGAGCAGGCUCUCUGGGGCCAAUCCCCAAGGAUGGGGCUCUGGCAUCCGAUGCCCCAAAGCGGUCAAAAGCUUCUUCUCCCCCAGUGCUGAUCUUGCUGGGCCUUAGCUUUGGAGGGUAGGGGAGGGAGGGGAGGGAGAGGGUGGCUGAAUGGGGAGGGCAGGAAGGGAGGGUCUGGGGGGAAGGGGCUGGGGAGUGGGGGUGGGAAGCAGUGCGUUGGGGGCCUCGUGUGUAAGUGUGAAUAAAUGUAGUUGUCUUGGAAAA
This is a messenger RNA of Pan troglodytes (chimpanzee), 6478 nucleotides long. RefSeq names its product NUT family member 2D. The transcript is spliced from 11 exons. Bases 3788 to 6208 code for a protein of 806 amino acids. The record is from RefSeq and is a predicted model, not a curated record. Lineage: Eukaryota; Metazoa; Chordata; Mammalia; Primates; Hominidae.